AGAGAGAGAGAGAGAGAGAGAGAGAGAGAGAGAGAGUUUCUGUCCCGCCCCCGGACUACACCUCGGACACUCCCAGCAGGCGACAGACGGGCCGGGGGCUGGUACAGUCUGAAGGAAGGGAGAGCUCUUUAAUACAGAUCUGAACGAGCAUCGUCCCUGUCACGGAAUACAUUCAAACUAGAGGAGCGCAGAGCGUGAACCCGGCGCGACCAUCUUCUUCGGAACAAGCCCUCAACACCACAGCGUCCAUCUCUGUAAAAGUGGAAGUCCCCGCCGGACGUUUCAUUCCGUCAAGUCGACUCUCUGCAUCCUGCGCCCCAGUGCUGCGGCUCCGCCAUGGUUCUGUGCGAGGACGGAGAGUGCAGCGUCUGCCUCCUGCCCUUCUCGCGGAUGGACAGGGUCCCCCGGGUGCUCCACUGCCGGCAUACCUUCUGCGAGCCGUGCCUGGGGACGAUGUCUCAGGCCAGGGGCGGGCUGCUGACCGUGGGCUGCCCUCUGUGCCGCCGCGUGACCUGCAUAGGCCGCGGCCUCAGCCUGCAGGAGGCCCUGUGGGUCAACAGCAAGCUGUGGGAGCAGAUACCGGAGGACGUGGACGAGGAUGAGGAGGAGGAGGAGGAGGAGGAGGAGGACGUCCAGUUGAAGCGGGAAGCUGAGGGAGAGAGGAUAGAGGCUAAACAACAACCCUCGUUACAGGCGGAAUGCGUUUCCUCGAGCUCGGCGAGAGCGAGGCUGAAGCUACCCGCUUUCUUCAGAAAGUUCAGUCUGACCAAGCAGCACCGGGAGAGGAUCGUGCCCGGCAGCAACGUGGAAAUGAAAUCCUGGCGCAGGCUGCCCACUGAAGGGACUCGAUGAAAAAGAAGAGAUGUGCUAGGCGCCUCUCGAAGACCUGACUCAACCUCGUCCGUGGAGGGAAAAGUUGUGGCCGUUGAGACUGAGGAUCCAUUUGUGCUCCUGUCAAGAAGACAUUGUUGUGUCCUCGGCCGAAGGUUCCCCCCGUCCCAACAUUAGUUAUUCCCGGCUUAAUUCUCCCAGCUGUUGCUGUGGGAUUUGGUUCAGCUGUCCCAGUGGGGCUCACCCCCCCCAAGACCCCCGUCAUAACAGAUGGUCUCCUGAGGACGCUCCCUUUUCUUUUUUCUUUUUUCCACAGCCACUGCAGAACGUAACUUAUUGUUUCCUUUAUUUAUGCUAGAAAGUAGACAAAAGUAUUUAAUAAAACCGUAUUUUUGAAAGAAUGGUUUUAUCAGCGUUCUUGAUUACUAAUUAACGCAGAUGGAACCACGUGGCCUUGGCAGGCGACCGCCAUGCGAGAGGGAUCACGAGCUCACAGCAGAGACGCGUCGCACUUUCCACUUGUCCCUUAUGACACACGUCACGAAUUGAAGUGACUUCAAAAACGAGUGACGCCACUGGGAGAUGAGAGAACAGCAUAACGCCACUGUUACUUUUGUGGGCCCGAUUCGCAACAGAAACGCGCCACAAAAGACUCGUUCGAGCACGAAAGGGGAUUAUCAGCCCCAUUCAUCGCGCAUCUGGCACGGUUUCCACGUUAGAAU
Molecule: messenger RNA, 1553 nt
Organism: Scophthalmus maximus (turbot)
Lineage: Eukaryota; Metazoa; Chordata; Actinopteri; Pleuronectiformes; Scophthalmidae
Exons: 4
Coding region: 337-852 (171 amino acids)
Biological process (GO): protein ubiquitination
Molecular function (GO): ubiquitin protein ligase activity
Source: RefSeq, a predicted model, not a curated record